Molecule: messenger RNA, 513 nt
Organism: Knipowitschia caucasica
Lineage: Eukaryota; Metazoa; Chordata; Actinopteri; Gobiiformes; Gobiidae
Source: the annotation of a GenBank genome assembly
AUGAACCCUGCAGCGGACAUGAACCCUGCAGAGGACAUGAACCCUGCAGCGGACAUGAACCCUGCAGCGGACAUGAACCCUGCAGCGGACAUGAACCCUGCAGCGGACAUGAACCCUGCAGCGGACAUGAACCCUGCAGCGGACAUGAACCCUGCAGCGGACAUGAACCCUGCAGCGGACAUGAACCCUGCAGCGGACAUGAACCCUGCAGAGGACAUGAACCCUGCAGCGGACAUGAACCCUGCAGCGGACAUGAACCCUGCAGAGGACAUGAACCCUGCAGAGGACAUGAACCCUGCAGCGGACAUGAACCCUGCAGAGGACAUGAACCCUGCAGCGGACAUGAACCCUGCAGAGGACAUGAACCCUGCAGCGGACAUGAACCCUGCAGCGGACAUGAACCCUGCAGCGGACAUGAACCCUGCAGCGGACAUGAACCCUGCAGCGGACAUGAACCCUGCAGCGGACACACCGUUAUGUUUUUGUUCUGCCUCGUCUGUCGAGAGGCGGUGA